AUGUCGAGCUCUGCAGAUGAUGAGGUGGAGGAGGCGCUGAAGGGUUUGAAAGGAGUAGGCGCUGAGCUGCAGACUUUGCUGCAUUCUAUCUGCCGCAAGGCAACAGCCAUAGCGAGCACCUCCGGCUUUGACUCGUUCACUUCAGAGGCCCCCUCGCAAGUCUCUGCAGAUGAUGCAUCAGCAGCAGCAGCAGCAGCAGCAGGAGCAGCAGCAGCAGCAGAGGCAGCAGCAGCAGAAGCAGAGAUCUUGGAGUACAUUAUCUUCGGCUUGUCUGCAUGUCUUUGA
Messenger RNA from Eimeria acervulina, 285 nucleotides. RefSeq lists its product as hypothetical. NCBI's taxonomy places the organism in Eukaryota, Apicomplexa, Conoidasida, Eucoccidiorida, Eimeriidae. The record is from RefSeq and is a predicted model, not a curated record. The coding region runs from base 1 to 285 and encodes 94 amino acids. The transcript is spliced from 4 exons.